Messenger RNA from Pistacia vera, 924 nucleotides. RefSeq lists its product as uncharacterized. The transcript has 8 exons. The coding region runs from base 73 to 609 and encodes 178 amino acids. Gene Ontology annotation, biological process: chromosome segregation. Gene Ontology annotation, cellular component: MIS12/MIND type complex. The record is from RefSeq and is a predicted model, not a curated record. NCBI's taxonomy places the organism in Eukaryota, Viridiplantae, Streptophyta, Magnoliopsida, Sapindales, Anacardiaceae.
UAUCCCCUGCUCCCUCUAGCAGCUCCUACACUCUCUUCCACUUCGCGGCUGUGACCUGUAAGUUUGUGAGAAAUGGAGAAAAUGGGUGAUCUUGUCGGGUCAAGACAAUCGGAUCUUAACAAGUCUUUCAAGCUCGCAAUUCGUUCUCUUCUCACUACUUGCUCAAAACAAGAAUUCAGCAAAGCAUUCAAUAACUUUACUGCUUCUGAGCAAGACUCCCUCCACCGCCUAUUCAUCCAGUUUCAGGUGAUUACUUCUUUGCAUGAAAACAUUGAGGAUGAGUUUCAGUCUUUAUGCCUUGAAACUCAGGUGGGAAACACACUUGAUACUGUGGAGCAACUUGUGGAAGAAAAAAGUCUGGAUCCAUUGUCUUCAGAUAAGACAAAUAUUAUGGAUGUUACAUGUGAUCUGUCAACAGCGAAGAAGAAUGAGAUCCAGUACUUGAUGCGUAUGUUGGAAAGGGUUGAAGAACAGAAUCACCUGACCCAAGCACGUGUUGAACAACUGAGGAAAAGAACGCAAGAUGUCUCAGGAAUGACAGAUGUUGAGAAGUUUAGAGGUGGAAUGUCAAAUUACGGGACAUGCAAUGGCGGGCUUGAGGAUCCAUAAUUGUUGGAGUGGACAGAUCUUCAGAUGUAGUUACAAGCUGCAUAAUUGGUGAAUUUCACCCACGUAUGAAUUGAAAUGUUAAAUCUGUCACUUUCUUUAGUGUGUACUAUAUGCUAUCCGAGUCAGAAUCCAUUAGUGCUAGCUGUAAUUAGCCAUGUAUAGCCACUCUUGUAUUGUAACUUUUUAUUGUGGCUCAGCCAGUACUUUCUGUUCCUUUGUUGGCAAUGGAAGCUGUGGAACAUUAUUUGCUCUAAUCUUACCAAUUGUAAUAGCACUUUAUAGAUAUAUAUAAUUAGCGGUGCUUCUUCAUUGAAA